ACUGCCUCGUAAGACUUGGAAAACGUCGUAAGGUCCUCGUAAGCCUUGUACAAGACUUUUCCCGUUGCUGUCGUACAUGCGACAACUGUAGAUUUUGGUAAAUACAGGGCUCGCUGCACGCCGAUAUCGCGCCUGUGCCGCCUCAGCAGGAGCGGCGACGCCAACAUGCAUGCCCAGUCUCCUUCAUUGCAGUCGUUCCUUCUGUUGUCUCUUUUUGUGUUCGAUGUAGCCGCUACGCCAAUUGUGAGGAGCCAGGAUGCAAAAGCUGGGAAUGCGAACCACAUCUUCAAUGCGAUACACUCGUCAAUGCGCCAGUGGGGGUCGUCGCUCAACCACAAUGGCAUGUCCUUUUUCAUGGCUACUGUGCCUGCGGACACGCAAUUGUACCAUGGCAGUUCCAGCGAGGAUGUGGUGAAGGGCAUGGAGUGGCUGGCCUUUGAGCCGGAGCAUGCGCUUGUCUUCGCGAGGUCGAGAGGUCCUGGGGGAAGCCGACCGGGCCAUGGGCCUGAAAAUGGGGAGGAGAAAGAGUGGGAGGAACUGCAACGCCAGGGAGAGCAUGGGCACGAGGAGGAUUGCGAUAUGGGGCCUGAUCCGUGGUCAAGACAAGGCCACGCGCAUAUGCCUCCACCGCCUGAUAUGCAUCACCCUCCACAUCUGCCGCCUGGACGUUUUCAUGGUCCGCCAGAUGAAGAUACCUUACUGCCACCACAUCCACCGCCACCUUCGCAUCGCGAUUCGCACCCACCGCCACCUCCACCUCCCCAUCACAACAGUCCACCAGACGCUCCCCCCCACCGUAACCCUCCACCGGGUCCUUCUCCCUCCCACGACGACGACGAACUCCAGCGGCUCUUCUCCGAAAACCCACCCCAACCACUUCCCAGCACCGGCAAAGGCUACCUCCACACCUACAUCCCCACACGUGCCCUCCGCCUCCUCUAUGUCGACGGUCUCUCCGCCGGCAAAACCUCCAACGGCACUCUCGACUCGCAGGACAUCCUCCUCCUCAAUAAGACCGUCCCACAAAACUCCCCCAUGGGCGGCGAGCUCCUGCGCGCUGACGGCUUGUGCAACCUCGCAUCCACACUGUGGGAGGGCAAGAUCGACGGCAUUCUGCGCAUGGAGGCCGGGUUCGAAAUCAUCUUGUGCGAUUUUGCGAGCACGGUGGUGCGGAAGAGCAUCGUGACGUAUGAUGGGCAGAAGGAUGACCGGCCCGAUGGGCCGCCCGGCGUGGGGAGGGGGAAGAGAGGAACCUUUGGUGGAUGGCGGUACAUCCAGGCUGUUAGCGAACGGUACCAUGGGAUCGGUGGUGGGAGGGUGACGCUGGAUUACGACAACUUUGUGAGUGUGUUUGCGUAUGAUGGGGAGGAUGCGGCGGGGCUGGGACUUUGGGAUAACGACGUUGUGAGCGAUACGCCGCAUCCGAGACUAGGUAAUGCGUCGCCGGAGCAGUUGGGAGAGAUAAGGAACGCGGUCACCGCGAUGGUUCUCGGGAGCGGUGAGAUAGGAGAGGGAAGAGACUGGCAGGCUGUCGCGGACAUGGUUGUCCAGCGCUACGGUGAAGCGAUUCAUUAUCUGCACACCGAUACGUCGGUCCGUCGCAGCAAGGAGGCUUUCGCGAAGUACCUCUCUGCGCUCCUUCGGCCCUUCGUCUCGCCCUCCGCGCGCAAUGCUACUCUCGAGACCGAGCGUUGCGUCGCGCAGGUCAUACCGCCAUUCCCACUCCCACCGAGCAGCUCGCCUUCGCUUGCUCACACGACCUUACACGUCGUCACCACCCACAUCUGCGGCACGCUUCUCAACGCGCUUGAUGCGUCGACCCUGACGCUCUCGCGGUCAUUGGCAGCUACAUCUAGCCCGCCCUAUCACGCACUCGACCUCGUCGACGGCUUGGUGGGUUACCUACAGUGGACAGCGUGGAAAGAGUGUGGGCCGUGUGCUGAUCAGGAAGUCUGCUUCGUCCCAAUCUGGCCGAUGGGUAGCUUGGAGAACCACAAGAAACCGCAAUGUGUGACUGAAGACGGCGUGGGUGAGGGCUAUUGGGGGCACAUGGGACCGCCGCCGGAAGGACACCGCCCUGGAGGAGAGCGUCCGGGACACGCACGAGUGGGACCUGAAGGUCCAAAGUUGGAGAAGCAUCAAGGCAUGGACGGACGGGGUCGCCCUUCUUCAGCGCAUGGCCGCUGGGAGCAUGGUAGGGAGGGAAAGAGGCCCCAACACGGUGGUCGAAGGAAGAGUGGACAUUGUGCUCCGCCGAGGCAUGGUGCUCCUCCCAAACACGUUCACAGCCCUGGACACGGUGGGUGGGACCGGGGAAUCUGGAGUCAACUCCGGAGUGGUCUCAUGCAGGUUAUGGCGUGGUUCGGCCCAAGCCCUGUAGCACACGAGGUUGGAGUGAAGGUGAAUUUUGUAGAUACCCGGUAAAGGUGACGUUGGUGUGCAGACGGCAGAUGCAAGCGGCAGCUAUUUCUUUACCAGCUUCUGCCAACUUACAGCCAAUGCAUAUUGUUUAAUGUGGGAUGCUUAGAUAGUCUUUUCAUUU
Paraphaeosphaeria sporulosa is the source of this 2542-nucleotide messenger RNA. RefSeq lists its product as uncharacterized. The record is from RefSeq and is a predicted model, not a curated record. The coding region runs from base 166 to 2424 and encodes 752 amino acids. The transcript has a single exon. Lineage: Eukaryota; Fungi; Ascomycota; Dothideomycetes; Pleosporales; Didymosphaeriaceae.